AUGGUCUCUCAUCGAGGAAGAAGGAAGAGACGCCUGAAGCGACGACGGAGAUCGCACAAGCGUGCAAGGAACAGUCGUGCGAGAAAUCGGGUCGCGCGAAAUCCAUGUUCAAGGCUGCACGAGCACCCGUACAGGACGCGCUCGAAGACGCUUCGUGAGGUGGAAAGGACGACAGAUCGAACGGAAUCUCACGUUCCAUCGAGACGCAGCACGUCCGACAGCAGCGUCGUGUAUCUCGGCUCGUUUCGCAAAAGUCCGCAGCUCAUCACGCUGGAGGACGAGAGCUGCUCCGAGAUCUCCGAGAGAGUCGUUCAGCCGAGAACAUGGACCAGCGUGAAGAGCGAAAGUGUAACGUCGUUCCCCAAAUGUCGACGAUACGUCGACUUAGAGGCGGAUCCUGAGGACGUCUGAGAAGCAAGUAGGACAUCUUCCAGACGUCUCUGAGACGAUCUUUCAGACACCUCAAGCUGUUUAAUUUAAUUGUAUCGUUCGUAUCGAUUAGAAAAUCUCCUCCAACGCCCCGUCUUCCCGUUGCGUUAGAACGUGAAACGUAAAACAUAACGCGAUGAUAAAUAAUUUCGUGGAACUGAUUGGACAGAAUUGAGAAUACCUCUUGAGAACAAAAAGCACGCAACUAUCGAA
Harpegnathos saltator (Jerdon's jumping ant) is the source of this 642-nucleotide messenger RNA. RefSeq lists its product as uncharacterized. The record is from RefSeq and is a predicted model, not a curated record. Bases 1 to 411 code for a protein of 136 amino acids. Lineage: Eukaryota; Metazoa; Arthropoda; Insecta; Hymenoptera; Formicidae. The transcript has 2 exons.